AUGUCUGUGAUCCCAGUCACAUCAUUUGCGCACUUCAAGACCAUCACAUCCAGUUCAACGUACACCAUUGUAGACUUCUACGCCGACUGGUGUGGACCAUGCAAAGUGAUCUCGCCUAUCUUUGAGAAGCUGGCUGCUGCUGAGAGCAAGCCGGGCCGGCUUGUAUUCUGCAAAGUCAAUGUUGACAAUCAGAGGGACGUCGCAAGCGCAUAUGCCAUCUCGGCAAUGCCCACGUUCCUGAUACUCAAGGGCUCAUCGGUCAAAGAGACUGUUCGCGGUGCAAAUGCUACUGCUCUCCGCACCGCAGUCCUCUCCGCCGCCGCAGACGCAGCACGCGGACCCGCCAAGUCCGCCGCCACCUUCUCUGGCAAAGGUCAAACAUUGGGUGCUUCCUCCUCUGACGGCAACGCAGGCGUAGCAAGUAGGAAUGUGUCAGCACCUACAAUGCCCAACGUAGGCGCAAUGCUCAGUAGUCCGGCACAGUUCGCUCAAGGCAGGGGGCUGCCGCAGACUAUAGUUCGGUUCCUGGGUCUCUACCUCACGACACUAUUCAGCCUCGAACCGGAGAAAGCGGCACAAGAGUCACCUUUCGCGGUGAAGAGUCAAGGUGGGGGCACCCGAGUUGGGACCGUCAGGUGA
Messenger RNA from Baudoinia panamericana UAMH 10762, 639 nucleotides. RefSeq lists its product as uncharacterized. Lineage: Eukaryota; Fungi; Ascomycota; Dothideomycetes; Mycosphaerellales; Teratosphaeriaceae. The record is from RefSeq and is a predicted model, not a curated record. The transcript has 3 exons. The coding region runs from base 1 to 639 and encodes 212 amino acids.